Elgaria multicarinata webbii is the source of this 693-nucleotide messenger RNA. RefSeq names its product cysteine-rich venom protein triflin-like. The transcript is spliced from 7 exons. Lineage: Eukaryota; Metazoa; Chordata; Lepidosauria; Squamata; Anguidae. The record is from RefSeq and is a predicted model, not a curated record. Gene Ontology annotation, cellular component: extracellular region. Bases 1 to 678 code for a protein of 225 amino acids.
AUGGCUUCUGCAAAGGACAGGACAAACAGACUGAGUGAAAUGGAUUCACAAAAACAGAAGGAAAUUCUUGACAAUCACAAUGCCAUCAGGAGAGACGUGCAGCCAUCCGCCAGCAAUAUGCUGAAAAUGACAUGGAGUGACAAAGCCAAAGAGAGUGCUGAAAAAUGGGCUAAAAAAUGUAUACCAAAAUCCAGUCCAAGUGCAGAGCGAACUGUGGAUGGUGUCAUCUGUAGUGACAAUAUUUUGCAAUCGACUUAUUCUGCCUCCUGGUCGGAGGUAAUCCAAGUGUGGCAGAGUAAAAAAUCUAACUUCGAGUAUGGUCUUGGGGCAAUUAAUGCCAAAAGAGAUGUUUAUAGUUACACCCAGCUCAUUUGGUAUAAAUCACACGAAGUAGGAUGCGCACUUGCCUACUGCCCACAAAAUGCCUUCCCUUUCUUGUUUGUCUGCCAUUACUGCCCUGCGGGGAACAUUGUAGAAAAGGUGCAAACACCCUAUGACGAAGGUCCACCAUGUGAAGCCUGCCCCAACAACUGCGAGGAUAAACUUUGUACCAACCCGUGCAUAUAUGUGGAUAUGAAGAUGGACUGCCCAACUCUGAUAUCACUGUUCAGUUGUGAAGAGCCAGCAUUUGGACCAAAAUGCCAAGCCACCUGUAAGUGCAAAGCAGAAAUUAAAUAAUAUACAGAGUAACAU